Entamoeba nuttalli P19 is the source of this 243-nucleotide messenger RNA. RefSeq lists its product as hypothetical. The coding region runs from base 1 to 243 and encodes 80 amino acids. The record is from RefSeq and is a predicted model, not a curated record. The transcript has a single exon. Lineage: Eukaryota; Evosea; Mastigamoebida; Endamoebidae.
AUGUUUUUAUUAGUCGUGUUGUUAUUAUUCCUUCAAAAUAUUGUAGCUGAAGAAGAAGUUAAUGAACUUGAUGACUUUCUUGACUACGAAGAAAUGGAGGACUUUUUAUUUGGGGAUGAAGAAAUUGAAGAUGAAUAUUCAUUGGAAGACACUUAUAAUCCUUUUGAUUCAAAACCCAUAGGAAAAAGAUAUAAUUAUGUUAUGAGGUUUGAACAAAAUCUAAAUUUCGGUGGUAUAAUGUAA